UGCCCAUAAAAUGGAUGGCCAUUGAGUCCAUUGGUGAUCGACUCUACACAACUCAAUCUGAUGUCUGGUCAUUUGGGGUUCUACUUUGGGAAAUAUUCACUUUGGGCAAAUCACCUUAUCCAGGUUUACCUGCGGAUCAACACUUCUAUCUCAAGUUGGUUAAAGGAUAUCGAAUGGAGAGACCAGACAAAUGUCCACAAAUCAUUUAUAAGAUAAUGACAGAUUGUUGGCUAUCCAUUCCAAUUGAACGACCCAAUUUUAAACAGUUGGUCAAAAGAUUGGGUGAACUGAUCGACGAAUCCAUCCGUGAUUAUUAUAUUGAACUGGACAUUACUUAUAAGAAUAAUGAAGCUCUUAAACUUGGCAAAGAUAAUACUCAUGAACAUAGUUAUCUAACGAUGGGCUCAUCGUCCAGCUUAAAAUUAAAAAAUGAAUAUGAAUACAACAGUUACAUGACUAUGGGCGAAUCUUCAGGUAAUAAAAAGACUGUAGAUAUGAAGUCUUCGCCUGAUAAUCCAUUCCCACAUUACGAUGCUAUCAAAAUUAGAAAAGAAAAUAUAAAUCCAAUGGAAGUCGUAUCGAUGAUUCAUUUUGAUGACUGAAUA
Molecule: messenger RNA, 605 nt
Organism: Tetranychus urticae (two-spotted spider mite)
Lineage: Eukaryota; Metazoa; Arthropoda; Arachnida; Trombidiformes; Tetranychidae
Source: RefSeq, a predicted model, not a curated record